This is a messenger RNA of Dendrobium catenatum, 2037 nucleotides long. Its product is annotated as serine/threonine-protein kinase STY13. Bases 701 to 1852 code for a protein of 383 amino acids. Gene Ontology annotation, cellular component: plasma membrane. The record is from RefSeq and is a predicted model, not a curated record. The transcript is spliced from 6 exons. Gene Ontology annotation, biological process: protein phosphorylation. NCBI's taxonomy places the organism in Eukaryota, Viridiplantae, Streptophyta, Magnoliopsida, Asparagales, Orchidaceae. Gene Ontology annotation, molecular function: ATP binding; protein kinase activity.
CUUUUUGCCUUCAGCAACUUUUUUAUUUCAGAGAACUCUUCUUUCUCCGGCUCUCUCGUCAGUUAUCCUUCUGGGUGACGAAGCUGAGAUCAUCUUUCUCAAGUCGCCAACAGCUCUCGAGUCGUCGUCUCUACUUUUCAUCCAUUCAACUUGUUGAAUAGAGGAAGUAGAAAAGUACGGCAGGAAUGUCAGACAUCGGGUCAGCGAUGUCUGCAACCCGUUUUUCUUGCUUCUAGGUUAGGUUUUCACUCUUCGAUCUGUCCAUCGGCUGGCUUUAUUUAGUUUGCGGAAUUGUUAUAGUUUUUUUUUUUUUGGUGCCCUUCGUCUGGCUUUGGCGUGGUGCGGUUGUGGACUUCUGUUUUCUUGUUUCUUUGAUUUGAUAAUUAAAAGGGGGUUGCGUUCUGUGUGCUGUUUCCUGAUUGAAUUUUUGAAUAUCUUUGGCGUUUUGAUUGAAUGCUGUUUUGGUUCCUAUUCCGUUGCUGAGUUUUCCGUUUCUUCCUUUUCUCUGUUUGGUUGAUAAUUAGUGAAUUUCAUCUUUUGAGUAGUUUUAAUUGAAGGAAUUUCAUAAAGGAAGAGCUUUUAGGGUUCUCUCCAAGUGAUUGGCUUUUAGUCAGCCAUUUGGUUUUGUUUUUUCUUCCUUUUUUUUAAGAUCGCUUUUUUUUUUUUUGCGGUUAUUGUGAUUGGUGUGGCCCCCUGGAAUAUGGAUUCAAAGCGGGAGAAGUCUGAAGGUGAGGUAAAGGAAGGGGGUUUCCGGUCGAAAUUGAAGGGUUUAGGGAGCUUUAGUGGCAAGGAUAUGUUCUUUAGAGCAGAUAAAAUUGAUCUUAAGAGUUUGGAUAUUCAACUGGAGAAGCGGUUGAACAAGGCUUGGAGUGAGGAUAAGGUUGAGAACCCCAGGGAGGAAUGGGAGAUUGAUUUGUCUAAGCUUGAGAUUCGGUAUGAGGUGGCUCGAGGGACUUACGGUACUGUUUACAAGGGCGUUUAUGAUGGACAGGAUGUAGCAGUGAAGUUAUUGGAUUGGGGGGAAGAUGGCUAUGCCACAGAAGCUGAAACAGUUGCUCUUAGAGCAUCGUUUGAGAAAGAGGUUGCUGUAUGGCAUAAACUUGACCAUCCAAAUGUUACGAAGUUUGUUGGGGCCUCUAUGGGAACGAGUGAGCUCAAAAUUCCACAAAAAAAAUCACCAAGCAAUGGCAGCAAUACCCUCCCUGCUCGAGCCUGCUGUGUUGUUGUGGAGUAUCUUCCUGGGGGAACAUUGAAGACAUUUCUAAUAAAAAACAGCCGAAAGAAGCUUGCCUACAAAAUUGUAAUCCAAUUGGCAUUAGAUUUAUCCAGGGGAUUGAGUUAUUUGCAUUCACAGAAGAUAGUUCAUCGUGAUGUCAAAUCUGAAAAUAUGUUGUUGGAUAGCCAAAGAAAUCUCAAAAUUGCUGAUUUUGGUGUCGCUCGUGUCGAGGCACAGAACCCAAAGGAUAUGACCGGCGAAACCGGCACCCUUGGCUACAUGGCUCCAGAGGUCCUUGAUGGUAAGCCCUACAAUAGAAAAUGUGAUGUAUACAGCUUCAGCAUUUGUUUGUGGGAGAUUUACUGUUGUGACAUGCCAUAUCCUAAUCUAAGCUUUGUUGAAAUCUCAUCUGCUGUUGUUAGGCAGAACUUGAGACCAGAGAUCCCUCGCUGUUGCCCCACUGCCUUGGCAAACAUUAUGAGAAGAUGUUGGGAUCCAAGUCCUGAGAAGAGGCCAGAAAUGGAUGAGGUUGUGAGGCUUUUGGAGGCGAUUGACACUAGCAAAGGAGGCGGCAUGAUUCCAGAUGACCAAGUUACCAAAUGCUUAUGCUUCUUAUUUCCAACCCGAGGUCCUUAGUCUGUUCUUCUUCACCUCAACCUAUGUGUUAUUCUCUUCUCUUCUUUAUUUGCUCGUCCUUUUUUUUUGUGUAUAAAUGUGAUAGGAAACUUUUGAAAUUUCCUUUCUGAUGCCAUCUCUUCUGAAUAUUGACAGUAUUCAAUCUUAUAUGAUAUCAUAAUCGUCUUACUUUUUUUUUUUUUUAA